AUGAAGCGUGUAAAUCAGCAAGGGUCUCAAGGAAAUGUCAAACCCAAACCAGUAAAGAAAACCGUUUCAUUUAACCAAGAUGUCACUGGGGAAACUGUGACUGAUGAUAGCGCAAAGCCUACAUCGACAAAGCAAGUGUCGGUGGUUCCACAACUUACAAGCAGUCUCAUCGCGAUACCUAUUCACAACAUCCUCAUUCUCUGGGGGUUAUUUCACUAUGGAAUAACAAAGAAUGUUGAUGGGAUCAUGCUUAGAGGGUUCCUUACAAGUUUACCAAUUCAGGCUGCUUACAAUUUUAUACUAGCAAAAAAUACAGUGAGGAAAUCUAAACACACCAACGUUCCACUAUUAGUUGUGUCCAGUGUGCUCGUGAGUAUAGUUUUAGCCGUACCAUUAUUCACAGCUAUAAUACUAUUGGGAGCACCUGUUUUCAUGUUCUCGUUCAAAACAGCAUGCUUGGCAUUGCAUUUGUCACAAUUAGUGUUUAGCCCAUUGAUUGUGCUAUACUCCUUGGAUUUCCAACAUUUUAAGCUUUUGUUCAACCAAGACCAUAUAUAUUAUACAAUAUUUGGACACCCGGUACUUUCGCAAGUUUUGUUGACAUUAGGUGGUUGUUGGUUGGGGGUCAUCCCAAUACCGUUGGACUGGGAUCGGCCAUGGCAACAAUGGCCUAUCACAUUGUUGGUAGGUGCGUACCUUGGAGGAAUAGUUGGCAGCGUUAUCUCACUAGUAGUUAGCACGUGGGUUAGAAAGUAG
Molecule: messenger RNA, 756 nt
Organism: Lodderomyces margitis
Lineage: Eukaryota; Fungi; Ascomycota; Pichiomycetes; Serinales; Debaryomycetaceae
Product: mannose-ethanolamine phosphotransferase
Exons: 1
Coding region: 1-756 (251 amino acids)
Biological process (GO): GPI anchor biosynthetic process
Cellular component (GO): endoplasmic reticulum membrane
Source: RefSeq, a predicted model, not a curated record